AUGAAUUUGGAAUCAUUGGCAAAUGAAUUAUUACUCGAUUUAUUCGAUUAUUUCAACAGUAUUGAAUUAUUUCGUUCAUUUUCUGAAUUGAACAUUCGAUUCAAUAAUCUUCUCUUCCAACAUUAUCGAUCACAUCAUAUCGAUUUGCGUUCGAUAACAAAACAGGAUUUCGAUGAAAUUUGUCGCAAAUAUUUACCAGAAAUGACUGAUCGAGUAAUUUCGUUGCAUUUAUCAGAUGAUGACGAAACGCCUUAUCAAUUAACUUCGUUUCUUUCUUAUAAUUUGAAAAUUCCUGAUUUUCAUCGAUUAAAACGACUUUCUUUGAUUCACAUUCGGUCGAUGAAUAUAAUGAACGAUCUUUUACGACAAUUGAAAUUUCUUCCUGAUCUGAAACAUCUCGAAAUCAUCGAUUGUAACUUUCGUUUGAGUUAUUUUCAUAUCAUUUGGUGUCAACGUCAACUUACUCAUUUCAAAUUAGAAAAACUUGCUUCAAUCGAUUUCACCGUCAAUAACAUUUCAUCUUCAAUACAAAAUUUAAUUCUUCACUCAAAUCUGACUCAAUUUCAUUCACUUGAUCGUUUAUUAACCUCUACACCUCAUCUUCGACAUCUUUCCGUAGUUUUAACUUUCAAUAUGAACUUUUCUCCAUUUUCAUUCAUAGGCUCAUCGCUGAAAAGUCUUCAUUUAGUUUAUUCUUCUUCAUUUGAUUUUCUCGAUGAACUUUUGGAACGUUUUCCAAAUUUAAAACAAUUGAAAAUUCAAACAGAGUAUAUCGAAAUAAAUGGAUAUCGAUGGGAGAAGAUCAUUAGAAAUGAUCUAUCAAAAUUGAAAAUCUUUGAAUUAAUGAUGGAAUUCGAUACACCAUGGAAUCUUAACAAAGAAAAUCAAGUUGAUGUAAUUCUUGAAUCAUUCCGCACUUCAUUUUGGCUCAUUGAACAUCAAUGGUUUGUUCGAUGUCAUUAUUAUAACAAAUCACUUUGUCUUUAUACUUUACCUUGUACUUUCCCGAAGAGUUUUCAAUAUUUGGAUAAACCAUUUCAAUCUACAUGUUCACAUUCAACUCACUUGUUGAAAAUUCAUCAUAUUGAUGUCUUAUUUCCAUCUAUUAAUCCAUUUUGGAUGAAUACUGUUGAUAUUUCUCAACUGAGAUCGAUUUCUAUUCAAAUUUCCGACGAUUUAUCCAUUCAAUCUCAAUUACAAAGUUUAUUCGAUCGCGCAACAAAUCUUUAUUCAUUGAGAUUAUAUUCCAAACACUUUUCUCGUCAGUUUUUCCUUGAUAAAAUCACAAGUGAAUCAAUUCGUCGUCUUGAUUUACGAUCGAUUUAUCUCUAUGCAAAUGAAAAUAUUUGUCAACAGUUAUGUAAAACAUCUUUAGUAAACCAAUGUGAAGUUUUAUUAAUUCACGUAGAAAAUCGAUCGGAGAUUCUCUUUCUUAUUAAUCAUAUGAAAAACCUUCGAGCACUUUAUGUUCAUUCGAAAGUUUCAGUUGAUCAAACAAAUCCAUAUUAUCCAUCGAUUUUCAUUGAUGAACUUAUUCAAUGGUUAAAACAACAGUUACCAACAAGUUUUGCAAUUUCACCUGAUGAAUAUUUUCCAUCGUGUGUUCGAAUUUGGAUUUCAUACGUUCAAUUCUCAAACGAAUAA
Messenger RNA from Adineta ricciae, 1644 nucleotides. Lineage: Eukaryota; Metazoa; Rotifera; Eurotatoria; Adinetida; Adinetidae. The record is from the annotation of a GenBank genome assembly.